CACACACACACACACACACACACUUUCAAGAAGAAAAAAAAAAUGAAGCCCUUUUUUCUGUUAUCUCAUCCAACCAUAAUAACAAUCACAAUCUUGAUCAUAAUCCAAGCCACAAAAGGCGAAAACCUAAUAACCACCACCUGCAAAACCCUCUCGAAAAACGAUCCAAACAUAAACUACACCUUCUGCACAACCUCCCUCCAGGCGGCUGCCGCCAGCAGGUGUGCCACCCUACAAGGCCUAGGCACAAUCUCCGUCCGUUUACUCAGCCACAACAUAACCGACACUCGUCGCCACAUCACACAACUCUUGAAGAACAAGAAGUUGGAUUCUUACGUCAGACAGUGCCUUAGCGAUUGCUUCGAGCUUUACUCGGAUUCGAUCCCUUCGGUGGAAAAAGCCAUGAAAUAUUAUAAUAAUAAACGGUUUGACGAUGCUAAUGUGGCAAUAAGCUCGAUUAUGGAUGCUUCCACUACCUGCGAGGAUGGGUUUAAGGAGGGGAGGACAGGUGUCGACUCGCCGUUGAGUGAGAGGAACGAUGACGUGUUUCAGCUCUCGGCUGUGGCGCUUAGUGUUAUGCGUUUGCUUCAGACAGGAUCUUGAUCAGAUUGUUUUUGUUUUGUUUUGUCCUAGGUAAGUAGUGGUGUGUAUAUAAUUAUCUUGUGUUUGGUGUAAAGAUGUGUAUGUUUGUGUUUAUGUUCUGCAGUUAUAUAUUAGUACUAGUGUGUGUAUGUGUGUGUAAUUGUAAGUGUAUCACUUCCUGAUAUUCUAAUGAAAGAGGAAAUUCGUAUGCCACCGA
This is a messenger RNA of Erythranthe guttata (spotted monkey flower), 799 nucleotides long. Its product is annotated as putative invertase inhibitor. Lineage: Eukaryota; Viridiplantae; Streptophyta; Magnoliopsida; Lamiales; Phrymaceae. Gene Ontology annotation, molecular function: enzyme inhibitor activity. The record is from RefSeq and is a predicted model, not a curated record.